CUUUCCCCCUUUUUAUUCACAUAAUCUCCUGAAUUCAAAAACUAUCACUCUCCAGACGCACAAAAAACCUAACUCACCUGCACUCGCCACCGCUCUCCUUCACCGUACAAUUGGUGCAAUUGAAGCAGGAAAGCUCCGUGAAGACCGUCUGUCUCCCUAUAGAAGAUGUUGAAGGCGAAGACAUUCAAAGGAGCGAAUGUCUUCAUGUCCAGGAACCUGGUGCCGCCGGAAGUCUUCGACACUCUUCUUGAUGCUCUCAAGCUCAACGGUGCCGAAGUCUUUCUCUGCUGCGAUCCUUCAAGGAAUGGCCCCAAUGAUUAUCACAUCAUCUCCUCUCCUGAUCACGAGAAAUUCGAGGAUCUCAGAGCUAGAGGCUGUAAUUUGCUAGGUCCUCAGUGUGUGCUUUCAUGUGCAAAAGAGCAUAGAGCACUGCCUAAACAAGGCUUCACAUGUUGUCUUGCAAUGGAUGGUGUCAAAGUUCUGGCAUCCGGCUUUGAAAUGGUUGAAAAGGACAAGAUAGAAAAGUUGGUAACAGCAAUGGGUGGUCAGUUGCUUGCAAAGGCAUCUUUGGAUGUUAGUUUCGUCAUUGUAAAGAAUGUUUUGGCUGCAAAGUACAAGUGGGCUCUAAAUGUUCUGAAGAAACCAAUUGUAACUAUUAAUUGGUUAUAUCAAUGCUGGAGCGAGCAUCGUGUUGUUCCUCAAGAAUCAUACCGGGUCCUUCCCUUUUCUGGAUUAAUGAUAUGUGUUACCAGGAUACCUGCAGAUGAGCGGAAGGAAAUUGAAAAAAUUAUCACGCAAAAUGGUGGGAAAUACUCUGCUGAGCUGACGAAGAAGUGCACACAUUUGAUCUGUGAUGCUCCUGAAGGUGAUAAGUACAAGGUUGCUCGAAGGUGGGGCCAUAUUCAUAUUGUAACCCGGAAAUGGUUUGAUCAAUCUGUUGCUAGACGAGCAUGUCUUAACGAGGAGUCUUAUCCUGUUCAAGGUGGUUCUAUAUCUUCAAAUAAAAAUUUGAAGUGUCCCUCAGUGGCACAGCCUAUCCAAGACAACAAUAUUGUAAAUUCACUAUCUGUGCAGUCCUCCAUUGCUGCAGAAUCUAGUUCCCCAGAUUUUCCUUGUGCAGUGUUUCCUGAGUCAGAUUUAGAAGCUACCCUCUCGCAGAACAUGUCUUCCAUGUUUUCAGAUCCUCCUGUCUUUAUGAAAGCAGGAGAUGAUGAAAUCCCUGCAGAGAACCCCACAAAUGAAACAAACCUUGAUAGUUGUAUAGCCAAUGACUCUCAGUCUGAAGAUAGUGAACUCUACUUGUCAGAGUGUAGGAUAUCACUUGUUGGCUUUGAAGCUUCUGAGCUGCGUAAAUUAGUUAAUAUGGUGCGAAGAGGUGGGGGUUCUCGGUAUAUGUCAUUCAACGAUAAAUUAACACACAUUGUAGUUGGGGCUCCAACAGAGGUUGAAAAAAAGGAGCUGAGGGGCCUUGCUGCCUUGGGUGUUAUUAAUGUGGUUAGACCAACCUGGCUUGAAGAUUGUGAUCGUGAAAGGAAAGAAACCCCUGUUCUCAGGAAACAUAUUGCCUAUGAUUUACUUCUUCCUAAAGAUUCUGCAAACUCCAUUAAAGGAGCACUAGUUGGCAUGGCUAGCAUGAAUCAAGGUAGAGUCUCCAGUACCCAUUCAAGCCUUCACUCUGAUCAUUUAAUGGGUGGUACAAACUUUGGCAAUGGGAAGGCCUCAUUUUUGGAGAAAGACAAGGAAGAGAAACCAGAAAUCAACCUGAACAGAAUAACUGUGGACACAACCUUGAGACAGUCUCAACAGAACCUGUUAUCUGUUGUUGACAAUCGAAAGAAGAAUGGAAAGCAGCAUGAUUCCAGGGAUCAAAAUCAGAAGCCAUUUCCUGUUUUCAAGGGAAAAACAUUUCACUUUUCAGAUUCCUUUCCUGAAGAUAGGAGAGCUGAAAUUGUUCAGUGGGUGAGUCAAGGGGGAGGGGAUAUGGUGGAAGAUCAUGUAAAACAGAAUGUGCACUUUACCAUUGAAUGCCAUGGUGUGGUACCAAGGUCUGUAGAUGUCCCCCGAACUACUUAUGUAUCCAGUCAUUGGGUCAGAUCUUGUUUAGAGGAUGGAUGCUUGCUGGAUGUUGGUGGUCAUAUUAUGUAUUCUCCACUUCCUUGCCGGAUUCCUUUGCCUGGUUUUGAAAGCUUCCGAUUUUGCAUCUCACAGUAUGAAGAGAAAGAUAGACUACUCCUAAGAAACUUGUGCUUUGUUCUUGGAGCUAAAUUUGUGGAGAAACUGACGAGAAAAGUCACUCAUCUACUAUGCAAGUUUACCAGUGGGCCAAAAUAUGAGGCUGCUUGUAAGUGGGGCAUAUGCUCGAUUACUUCUGAGUGGAUUUAUGAGUGUGUCAGGCAGAAUGAAGUUGUCACAGUGGAUCACUUUCGUCCAAGAGAAGUUACUUCUCAAGACCAGGAUGCAGGAGUAUGCACUGUGAGCCAGUUUCCUACUCAAGCUGAUCGAAUGAUAUCUGGAGAGAAUCCAUCUCAAUUUGAAAGCCAGUCACAAAACCUUAGAAAUGCGCCAAGUCUGACAGGUGGUAGUAGAAUUAACAGCCUUGGGGAAGAACUCCAAGAAUCCAGUGACUAUUGUAAAAAGGCAAGGCUUUCGGAAAGUGAUGUUCAAAAGGAGCUGCUUUCUUCUGGAGUUCAUUUAGAUGAUUCAAUCUGCAAGAUAGAUCUCGUUGGAGGAAACAAUAAAAAUGAUAAUGGAGAACCUUCUCAUAGUGUUCCUGAUGUAGCAGCUGCUAUUGAAGACUUACUAGAGCAGACAAGCAAGAUUCACGAUCAGAAGUCACCAGGGAGGAAUGGGUGUGACAAAAAUCUUUAUUCAUCUGAUACAGUACUUGGUGAAGACCAUGGCUCUCACCAUGUCCUUGGGUUACCUAAGCAUUGGUUAAAUAGAACUGGGAAAAGAGAUGAGCUACCUAAUCCUUCUUCAGAUGUAAAUAGAGGAAUGUAUGAUGGGUUCAGUGAAACUCAAACAGAGUCGCAGGUUGUUGGCUAUGAAGAAGAUUUGUCGGGCAGGCAAAUGCUUAUAGAUAGGGUUCGAACUCGAAGUAGCAUGGCCUGAGUUAGAACCAUAGCCUCUGUAAAAUUUAUUUGGCAGUUGACAACACUGUAUACCGAGAUGAAGGUUUGAUGGCAAAUCUAAAGUUUCUUGGCCUAUCAAGGUAAAGUUUAGCGCCCUGCAUCAAUUCAAUUAUCAACCUUGCUAAGAUGGGUGGUCAAGAUUAGACAGUAGGGUUUGAUAGCAAUUGUAAUAUGUAUCCCUGGAUAGAUUCGAGUAAUUAACCAAUAUAAUAUGAUUAAUGCAGCUUGUGAAGUAACAUUUUAUAUAAUUAGGCUGUGAAAUUCAUCUAGGAUUUUAGCUGAAAUACCUGAUGUAAUUUUAAAUGUGAUGCAUUGGUUCAGAUAAUCGCAAGUAGUUUUUUAAACGUGAGACUACUCCAUUCUGCUAAGCUCAAAUGAACAUACAGGGGACAAAACUGGAAUUAAAAACUCAACUUUUGCAUUCUCAUCUGAAUGCCACAACUGGCAGAUUAUGGAAUCAAAGGUGAAAGCAGUUGAUUCCAUGGUAACAUCAUGAGCUUAUUCAUUAUGAACGAUGUUAUUGUUAGCAUUGUUUCCUUCCCUGAGUGAGCAAGGAUGCUACAUUCUAGGGUUUUGGACUACUUUUCAGGUGAUGGCAUGAAGAUGGAUGGGAGAGAUGGGGAUAUGGACUCCUAAGUAAGGCCGAGUUAUGUAAGCAUUGAUGAUCAUUUUAAACUGUUCUGAGCUGACUGAUUUUAGUUUGAUUGCUAAAUGUGACGGCUCUUUUACCCAGUUUCCUUACAUGGGUCAGGGAUGGGGAAAAGUAGCUGGGAUUCGGAUUUGGGAGAAGAGACUGCACUCUCACUUUGCAAAAUCUUAAUUCUGGCUCUCGAUAUAUGUAGUUGUGUUUAUCUUUUAUCUUUAUAUAUUAUGCGACUCAUUAUUUAUAUAUAUAUAUUUUUUAGUAUC
This is a messenger RNA of Manihot esculenta (cassava), 4040 nucleotides long. RefSeq names its product DNA topoisomerase 2-binding protein 1. Lineage: Eukaryota; Viridiplantae; Streptophyta; Magnoliopsida; Malpighiales; Euphorbiaceae. The record is from RefSeq and is a predicted model, not a curated record. The coding region runs from base 166 to 3111 and encodes 981 amino acids. Gene Ontology annotation, biological process: mitotic G2 DNA damage checkpoint signaling; mitotic DNA replication checkpoint signaling; DNA replication initiation. The transcript is spliced from 17 exons.